AGAGGGUAGAGAGGCCUGUCGGAGUCACGGACGAAGGAAAACAGAAUUAAUAUCUACGGCUGCUGGGAAACGAAGAAAAACUGCGGAGUUUUCUGUCCUUACGGAACGAUUCCGGUGACGCUUUGCGCCAGAAAGCGUUCCUGUGAGGAACAAGUACGCGCCCAUCAUGAAGUUUGGUCGCAACCUCCCACGAAACGUCGUCCCAGAAUGGGGCUCCUCGUACAUCAAGUACAAGGCAUUGAAGAAGCUGAUCAAGCUUGCCGCGGAUGACAUGAAGGCUGGCAAAGAGCCCGACCUUGCUGGAUUCUUCUACUCCCUUGACCGGAAUCUCGAAGAUGUCGACCAUUUCUAUAACAAGAAAUUCGCAGAUUUCUCUAGGCGCCUGAAACUGCUGGAGGAUCGUUUCGGACAUUCGAGGGUUGCGGGGCAGCGGUUAGAGUUGGAGGAUGUCGAGGACCUUCUAGCUGCGUUGUUGGAACUACGUGGUCAACUGCGGAAGCUACAGUGGUAUGGAGAGGUAAACCGCCGAGGAUUUAUUAAGAUCACCAAGAAGUUAGACAAGAAAGUCCCGGGUGCUCAGGCACAAAAGAGAUACCUCGAGGCGAAGGUUGAUCCCGCACCUUUCGCUACGAAUACUCGUCUAUCUCAAGCUCUGAAGCACAUCAAUGACUGGCUAUCGGUGCUGGGCGACCAGAAAGUCCAAGACGACGCCAGCUCGACCCAUUCUUCUCUGUCUCUAAAGAAGGUCUCCUCGCGCCCGAUCCUCAACCUUCCCUCGAGCGUUCUCGUGGCGGUCGAUGAGGCACUUCGCAAAGAUGACACGCAUGUCCUUCUGGAACUGCUCGAGACUCUCAAGAUUGCGGCGGAUGAGAUGGGUGACAAUAUCUACCCCAAGGUUCUGAAAAACCUCUUGCAACGAGCUAUUUUUACGCGUGCGAAGUCCUCUGUUACGGUAUUACUGGACAGAAUUGAUGACCUCGAAGAGGACGACGAUAUUAACAAGCGGAACUGCAUCCACCGUCUAGUGAUCUCCAUUGGAAGAGCGCAGUCUACCUCGGAUUCAGAGCAGGCCGCUUCUAUGGUCCUGGACUUCCCUCUGGAAACGUCCAACUACAUCACCCCGGCUGCUCCUCCUACCUUGCAGCCGCCUCGCGCUGUCGUGAAGGAGACCAGUCAGCCACAGACCCUAGACAGAGAUGAUCCGUCAGUCUCCCUGCUACAGCACCUGCUAGACCAUCUUCACCCUCGCCAGAAAAGCGCAUUACUUGCCAAGGACCUGUCGGGCCGUACACCCCUUCAUUACGCUGCCCAGUACGGAUUCAGGGUUGUCUGCGAAGUUAUCAUCGAGCAUCUCCAGGCAUGGGAUAUGUUUGAUGUUAGCGAGGGUAUCGACGGACCUGCGUGGCAAGAUAACGAAGGAUGGGCGCCUCUUCACUUAAGUGUGGUGGGCGGACAUCCACUUACCACUCGGACUCUGCUCGAUGCAGAGAAUUGGAAGGGCUCUUCCACGGAGAAGGCUGCUAUCCGCAAGCACGUCUCCAAGUCAAGCGCCGUUCUUGCGCUGGCAACCAAGGCGAAUUUCGUUGAUAUUGUCCAGCUUCUGGUUGAUGCGGGCGUUGACAUCAACUAUCAGGAUGAGCAGGGUGAAACUGCUCUUCAUAUUGCGGCUCGCUUCGGGCACGAUGAAUGUGCAAAGAUCCUCCUGGAAGGCUCUAAUGACCAGAAAGCAGACACUGAGCUUGCCGAGAACACCUAUUCCUGGACGCCCCUGUUCAUCGCCUGUGUUGAUGGUUCACUCAGUGUGGUAGAAUUGCUCAUUGAGGCUGGUGCCGACCUUGAGCGAUUAGAUUCUUCCGGAUGGACGGCGAAGGAACAUGCCUCUCUCAGAGGUCAUCUUCCCAUUGCUCGACGUCUUGCUGAGAUUAACCCUACACCUGUUGUCACUGAAUCGGAACCAGUCAAUGUUCCUGUGCCGGCAUCUUCUUCUCCGCCGCAGUCGUCGCUUAUUGAGCGGAAGUCCAAUUCCAACGUGAAUUCUGCAAGCGGGAGUUCUGGGACACGGAGUCCUGAGCCUAUCAAGUCCUUCGGACAUCGGUAUCUUACCGAUGAAUCCAUGAUUUUGGUCAGCUUGGGCACUAUGGACAUGCGCAAAUCUGUUCCCGCCGUCAGCCUCGAUCAGAUCCCCGUUUCCAGUGCCCAUUCCACUCAACUUGACACCGCACUAUCUAUUGUCGUGUCGGCCAGUGGAGCUCACGGUGAACCGGAGCUGAUCGAUCUCCCCAUCCAAGACAACAUCUCUACGGAGCCCAUAGUUUUCCACUCCGCAGAUCCCACCAAGGUUAAGCUCCUGUUUGAUUUGAUCCCUACAUACGCUGGUUCGAAAGACAAGGUCGUCGGACGGGGUGUUGCUUUGCUUUCUAGUAUCAGACCCAGCAUCGGCUCUGAUCGCAUUAACCUGAAGGGAGAUUCAACCGUCCCCAUCGUGGCCGCGAAUACGCUGGAGGUCAUCGGUUCUGUCACCUUCAACUUCCUCGUCAUCACCCCGUUUAGCCACCCAAACAUGUCGAUCACUGAGAACCAGACGUAUUGGAGAACAAUGACUUCAACUAUGGUUAUCGGACAUCGAGGUCUCGGAAAGAACUUUGCCAGCCGGAAGUCUCUGCAACUCGGAGAGAACACUGUUCAGUCCUUCAUUGCUGCGGCGAAUUUAGGAGCAUCUUAUGUUGAGGUGAAUAUUCAACUGACUAAAGAUCACGUUCCCGUUAUUUAUCACGACUUUCUCGUCAGUGAGACUGGAAUUGAUGCUCCAGUUCAUACGCUUACCCUUGAGCAAUUUCUCCAUUUGAGCGAGGCACGUACCAGUCGUUCGUCUCGAUCUGGCUCUCCUCAGAGUAGCGAUCGUCUGGGGAAUAUUCGACACGCUACCUCCCGACAGCGAUCAAUGUCCGUUGGUGGUUCCGAGUAUGACUCGUCAGAUAUGAACGAGAAGAUGAAGCACACGCGUGACUUCAAGAAGAAAGGGUUCAAAGGAAACAGCCGUGGAAGCCAUAUCCAGGCACCUUUUGCAACGUUGGAGGAUCUUUUCAGAAAGCUACCUAAGUCUGUUGGGUUUAACAUGGAACUGAAGUAUCCCAUGCUCCACGAGACUGAGGAGGAAGAGAUGGAUACUUACGCGGUCGAACUCAACUCUUUCGUGGACACUGUCCUUACGAAAGUCUAUGAGAUGGGCAAAGGUCGCAACAUGCUCUUCUCAAGCUUUAACCCCGACUGCUGCCUGCUGCUUGCUUUCAAGCAGCCCUCUAUCCCAGUGCUCUUCUUAACCGAUGCGGGAACGUCUCCCGUUGGCGAUAUUCGUGCAAGUAGCUUGCAGGAGGCGGUUCGUUUCGCAUCCAGGUGGAGUCUCUUGGGUGUCGUCUCGAGUGCCGAACCCCUUGUCAUCGCGCCCCGUCUUGUAAAGGUCGUCAAGGAGUCUGGUCUUGUUUGUGUUUCUUAUGGAACCCUCAAUAAUGACCCUGAGAAUGUCAAGCUCCAAGUAGCGGAGGGAAUUGACGCUGUCAUCGUCGACUCUGUUCUUGCUAUCCGGAAAGGUCUCACUGAGCAUGACAAGCGCGAGACUCCCUCACCUUCUCCUCGCCCCAGCCCGCAAAGAGGCCCGAGCACUGAGAGUCUGAAAGACUCUAUGACCAUCCCUGUCCUGAACAAUAUGGAACACCAGGGCAACACCAUACACGCGAAUGCUCAAGCGAUGGCUCAAGGAAAAUAGAUACUGCGCAGACCCUAUCUGGUCCUGCAUUUAUCACUGACGUUGUCUAAUGCAUGGCUCUCUUCCAUGCUUGCUCUUUUUAUUUUCCAUCUCUUUUUUCUAAUUUGUCGAUGAUUUUCUUUACUUCAACGACACAGUUCUGACAACUGUUCGCAAAAUACUUGCGUGACAUUUUUCCUCGCUUUUUGCUCUGAAUACUUGAGAAUAGAUAUCACCGUUAUUCAACAUGGCGAUAUCUCAAUCGCAUGCAUUGAAUUUAAAAAAAUUCGGUUGCUAUACUAUAUCAUGAGGUUAGACUCAUGGUAGACAAUUUACAAUUAAUCAUAACGUCUAUCUGGCCUAAGUGGGCUUCAGAAGAAGGGGUUCCUAAACCUUCAGCUAA
Paecilomyces variotii is the source of this 4145-nucleotide messenger RNA. Its product is annotated as Glycerophosphoryl diester phosphodiesterase family-domain-containing protein. The record is from RefSeq and is a predicted model, not a curated record. Lineage: Eukaryota; Fungi; Ascomycota; Eurotiomycetes; Eurotiales; Thermoascaceae. The coding region runs from base 167 to 3763 and encodes 1198 amino acids. The transcript has 8 exons. Gene Ontology annotation, molecular function: glycerophosphocholine phosphodiesterase activity; protein binding. Gene Ontology annotation, biological process: glycerophospholipid catabolic process.